Physcomitrium patens is the source of this 989-nucleotide messenger RNA. Its product is annotated as triphosphate tunnel metalloenzyme 3. NCBI's taxonomy places the organism in Eukaryota, Viridiplantae, Streptophyta, Bryopsida, Funariales, Funariaceae. The record is from RefSeq and is a predicted model, not a curated record.
UUUAGCCUCACUCUCGGUGUUUUCCAGAUGGGAUUGUUGUAUUCGCAGUCAUACUUUUUUGAGCAAUUUGUGGAUUUCCUCUAUCGCUCUGCCUGUCACGUUUCCCUUGUUCAUUCUGCUCCUUGUUGUUCUUCAGACUUGUUUGCCAGGGGGUGCUUCAGAACCACCCAUUGCAAUGGAGGUGGAGGUGAAGAUCAGGUUGGAUGAUGCCCUCGCGCACCAGAAAGUCGCGGCCCUGCUUGCCUCUAAUCACCAGGUCACUCACCUCCAGGAGAAUGUCUUCUUCGAUGGAGCGCAGCAAGAGCUCAGCUCCAAGCGUGCUGUGCUCCGUUUGCGAUUUUACAACGGCGAUCAGCGUUGCGUUGUUACGCUUAAGGGCAAGGCUGUCAUCAUCGACGGCAUUAGUCGUGGAUCCGAGGUUGAAGAGGACAUUGACGUUGCGCUAGCGAGAGCGUGCGUGGCUGAUCCAUCUCAAUUCAUAGGUUCUGAUUGCAAGCUGAUUCAGCAAAUCAUCCGCGAGUACAAGUGCGAAAUUUUUUUGUGCUUGGGUGGGUUUAGGAACGUGCGCAAUGUAUAUGACUGGGAAGGAGUGAAAUUGGAGUUGGAUGAAACGCAUUACGCGUUUGGGACCACAUAUGAGAUCGAGUGCGAGACCAACGAUCCCGAGAGAUUCAGGCAGCUGCUGGGAGAACUCCUGGACAAGAAUGGUAUCACCUAUCGUUAUUCCACAAUCUCCAAGUUCGGAAUCUUUAGGUCAGGUAAGAUUGACGCACUGCAUUAGAGACAUAGUAUAGGCUAUACACUCCAUGUGUUACAGGCUCCGUGACCUGCGAAGCUGUCGUUGGUUUCUUUAGACGCAAACCGGGCGUGUUUCUAGAUUCAGCUUUUAGUUGGAUGCAGUCUUGUCGUGAUUGUCUUUGAAAUAUAUUUAAUAAAGGUUCAUUCAUAAACCAUGCUUGCCAGGCAUGGAAUGUGCAGUUUGAAAAACA